CAUUUUGUCCAGUCUCUCUUUCAACAUGCUUGUCGAUAGAUAACGUAAAUUUCAGAAAGAUUUUAAAAAUAUUCGUAUUUGUAAACAAAACAUACUCGCAUAAGAAUCUAAUAGGACAAAACCGUAGGCGGAAGUAAUGAAGUCCCAAAUUCCAGUUUUAUUAAUAUUUGUUACCAUUAUUUUGGCGUUAGUUUUGUGUGAAAAGAGUAUUGAAAAUACAAUAAGUGAUGUACUAGAAAACAAGAAUACACUAUCUAAAAGGUGUAAACAGGAUUUGAAAGUUCUACUGGAGAGGCUAAACAGUACUGAAGAAAAUACAUGGGCUUCAAGGAUGAUAGAAUCAACAUCAAGAAUCGCAACAAGUAAAUCUUCGUAUGACUAUGGAGACUCAGGUCAUUUUGAAGAAUGUAUCCAAUUACAAUCAAAAGAAGAUCAUAUUAAAGGAAAAUACUGUAUUGCCGAUAUUACAUAUCAAUAUAUGAAUUUUACAUCAGAAGAAAAUCCGGUUCUCUUAAAAGACUUAACAUUAAGAAUCACAGGGGGAAUGCACAUGCUUAGAUUUCCAACACGAGCAGUUUGUCUUCCAAGUAACUGCUCUGAUGCAGAUGCUGGUUUUAUAAUGAAAAAACUGCAAUACUCCAAUACCACUAUAAAGUCUCUUAUGUGCCAAACUAAAGAGGAAGUUUAUGAACCAUUGGAUCGCAAUGCGUAUGUGGGAAUAGUAAUAAUAGUGUUAAUUGCUAUCGUGGUUUUUCUUGCAACAAUGUACGAUCUUUACUGCCAGAAAUAUACGCAAGAAAGGGGUAAACCAGGUCUGGUAGCUUUUUCGGUAUAUACUAAUGGCAAAAAACUUCUCCAAACAAGUAACAAUCGAACAUCAUCUCUUGAUUGUUUAGAUGGAAUUAGAGUACUUAGUAUGAUAUGGGUCAUGACUUUUCACAUGUAUGUAAAAUACAUAGCAGUGCCAGUUUUUAACUCAAAAGAAUCAAUACAGAUUUCUGGUGGUAUAUUAGGCAUCCUCUUUACUACUGGACAUUUAGCAUGCGAUGCUCUAUUUAUAGUUGGAGGCACUUUAGUUACAUACGUAUAUUUUUCAAGAACAAAGGAGGGCGACCUUACCUUAUACACUAUCAUAAAACACUACAUUCACAGAUAUAUCAGAUUGACGCCUGCACUAAUUGGGGUGAUAAUAGUAGUAGCAACUUUAAUAAAAUAUACAGGUUCUGGUCCAAAAUGGCCGGUUGUGGAUACACUAUAUCAAGAAGGAUGUCAAAAAUAUUGGUGGUCUACUAUACUCUACAUUCAUAACGAAGUAUAUGUGGAUAAUAUGUGUGUAGCACAUACCUGGUAUAUUGCAGUUGAUACACAGCUUUACAUAAUAUCACCUCUAAUAUUUUAUAUGCUUAAGAAACAUACAAAGAUAGGAGUAACAUGUAUAAUUUUUGCAAUCCUGGCAUCGAUAACCGUGGCAUUUGUGAAAGGAUAUGACGGCAAUAUCAUAGCUACAGUGAGCGAUGCGUACUAUGCCAACGUGGACGUAGCAUUUGUUAUGUUGUACUUUUAUUUGAGUACGGUAACUAGAGCAGCACCUUGGUUCAUGGGAACACUUUUGGGGUAUCUACUCACUAGGACAGGAUUUAAAAAACCAUUAUCCCAGGUCAUUAUAAUACCUGUGUGGAUAAUAAGUUUAUUUGUACUCUUCUUAUGCGCCUUAGGAAACCAUCCUGCCUUCAGAAACGAAGAAUAUUCUAGAUUUGAAAAUGCCGUAUUCAGUUCACUUGUUCGCCCUUCCUUUGCAUUGGCAGUCGGUUGGGUGAUAUAUGCGUGUGCCACAAACCAAGGAGGCAUUAUCAAUAGGAUUCUCUCAUGGUCCAUUUUUAAGUUUAUUAACAAAUUUAUAUAUAGUAUGUACUUGCUGCAUCCCAACAUGAUCGACAUUAUAGUUUACUCACAAAAGUCUGCGAUAUAUUUUAGUAUAUUUAAUAUGAUAUUCUGGUUCUGGGGCAUUUUUGUACUGGUUUUCGCACUUUCGAUUGUAUGGGUGCUGGUGUUUGAAAUCCCACCAGUAAUUCUUGAGAGAUUAGCUUUUGCUAAAAUUGAACCGAAGAAGAAGACAAGCGAAGAGAAAUUACACACGGAUGCUACUACGAAUUAAAAAAUUGAUAUAUGUAUGUUUCCAUGCAUCACAUAAUGAAGCAACACUGCAUAUAAUAUGCACAUUGUGCAUUGUCCAAUUAUUGAUACCAUAAUGCCUGAAUUGAACUCAGAAUAUGUUCAAAUUUUACUUGUAACAUUGAUAGUAUAUUAUUAUUAAUACAUUUAUUUUAAUACC
Molecule: messenger RNA, 2332 nt
Organism: Diabrotica virgifera virgifera (western corn rootworm)
Lineage: Eukaryota; Metazoa; Arthropoda; Insecta; Coleoptera; Chrysomelidae
Product: nose resistant to fluoxetine protein 6-like
Exons: 13
Coding region: 137-2155 (672 amino acids)
Molecular function (GO): acyltransferase activity, transferring groups other than amino-acyl groups
Source: RefSeq, a predicted model, not a curated record